AAAGAAGUGUCUUCUAAGUCAGAGAAAAGGCUGAAAACAGAGGCCAGAGCUUCAAGGGCGACAGAAGAAUCCCCAGGACAAGGCAGUGAAGAGGAGGGCAUGUUCCAGAUUGGAAAGAUGCGUUAUGUCAAAGUGUCCUGCUUCAAGGGGAAGGCCCUUGUGGACAUCAGGGAGUUCUACGUGGACAAGGAGGGCAGCAUGAAACCAGGGAGGAAAGGGAUAGCCCUGUCUGCAGAGCAGUGGAACCAGCUGAAGGAGAUCGUUCCUGAGAUUGAUGCUGCAGUCAAGAAAUUAUAA
Mesitornis unicolor (brown roatelo) is the source of this 297-nucleotide messenger RNA. Its product is annotated as activated RNA polymerase II transcriptional coactivator p15-like. Gene Ontology annotation, molecular function: transcription coactivator activity; DNA binding. Lineage: Eukaryota; Metazoa; Chordata; Aves; Mesitornithiformes; Mesitornithidae. Gene Ontology annotation, cellular component: transcription regulator complex; nucleus. The record is from RefSeq and is a predicted model, not a curated record. Gene Ontology annotation, biological process: positive regulation of transcription initiation by RNA polymerase II. The transcript is spliced from 3 exons. The annotation marks the transcript as partial.